Coregonus sp. 'balchen' is the source of this 12772-nucleotide messenger RNA. Lineage: Eukaryota; Metazoa; Chordata; Actinopteri; Salmoniformes; Salmonidae. The record is from the annotation of a GenBank genome assembly.
AUGAAACUACAGUGCAUGACUGCCAAUGAGCGGGUAAGGCAUAGUGUGUGUGUGUGUGUGUGUGUGUGGUGUGGUGGUGUGUGAGAGAGAGAGAGAGAGAGAGAGAGAGAGAGAGAGAGAGAGAGAGAGAGAGAGAGAGAGAGAGAGAGAGAGAGAGAGAGAGAGAGAGAGAGAGAGAGAGAGAGAGAGAGAGAGAGAGAGAGAGAGAGAGAGAGAGAGAGAGAGAGAGGGAGAGAGAGAGGGAGAGAGAGGGAGAGAGAGAGAGAGAGAGAUCUCUGCCUCUCUCUCAAGCUCUCUCGCCCACUCUCGCCCACUCUCCCUCUCUUUAUUACGCCAUGCAUCACUAAUAGAGCCUUCAGUAAACGCCUCAGUCCUCUACAGAACCCUCAGAGGGGUGUGUUGCAUUUCCUCAGGAGGAUAGCAGUGUGUGCUUAUUGUACUGUACUGUAUGUGUGGGGUUCUGCCAAUCGUGUUCUCUUGCAUUCAUGAUAUAUGCAGGGUUUUUAUUCAGAGGCAUUAGCAAGUGUAUUCAUAAAUAAGCUAACCCCAUUGGCAAAACCCCUGGCCUGGAAAGAGCAGUAGAUGUUUUCUUUCAUCAUGGAUAUAGGCCGGGGCUGCUUGUAAGUAGCCUAAAUUACCAGACUAUGCUCACAAGAUCAGGAGGCUUGCAAGGCUAGCUUGUAAGUAACCACUUUACCAAAGUCUUGGUCAUCCAUUCUACAAGAGGACCAGAAGCAUGUUGAUUGGCAGCGACAAGACAAUACUGAGAUCUUUACAGAGACAGUAUCAAAUAUUCAGGUAUUGUGGAUGUUGUUUCUCUGUGUUGGGUUGCUUCUCUGUGAUUAGGUACUCCACUGUAUUGCAGAGUGAUACAUACAGAGUUAUUGUCCUCCUUGUUGGUAGAGGUUCAGUAGCAGGUAGCUUGGUGUGUAUGAGUGUUGGGCCAGUAACCCAAAGGUUGCUGGAUCAAAUCCCUGAGCCGUCAAGGUAAAUAUAUGUUGUUCUGUUCUUGAGCAAGACAGUUAACCCCCAACAACAACUGCUCCCCGGGUGCUGAUGAGGUGGAUGUUGAUUAAGGCAGCCCCCCACACCUCUCUGAUUCAGAGGGGUUGGGUUAAAUGCGGAAGACACAUUUCAGUUGAAUGCAUUCAGUUGUACAACUGACUAGGUACCCUCCCUCCCCCUAUAUGAUAAUCCAGUGUUCAGCACCACCAUUGUCUGUGUUUGUUGAUUAUUUUCCUCAAGUUCUGGCAACUAACCCACUCUGGUCCACUCCUGUCUGUGUUCCGAUAUCGGGAGCAUGUUUGAGGUUUCUUCUUUCCACAGUUAAAAAUAGCAGUGCUGCAAGACACAUUAUUUAACAGGGAGAUUUGCUCCCUCAUUCUUACCCUUUUGCUGUCAAAAUUCCACAGUGGUGUCAGCAGUGUCAGGAGAAAAUGGCAUUGGCUAAACUGUGACUGUGUACAGUGCUUUCUAUUGACAUUUGUAAUAAUGCAUAUUAUUAUGUGUGUUUGACACGUGUACUGAAUGCUCGCUCACAUGAAAAGAGUGUAUGUGAUUUUCCUCCUGUAGUCUGCUGCUCUCUACAAGUUAGUGUGGGAGAGGUGGGAAAAAUGAUUGUUAUCGAUCAAUAAUGACAAACCUCCUGGUAUUGACAACUUAGAUGGAAAGCUACUGAGGAUGGUAGCUGACUCUAUAGCCACUCCUAUCUGUCAUAUCUUUAAUCUGAGUCUAGAGGAAAGUCUUUGUCCUCAGGCCUGGAGGGAAACCAAAGUCAUUCCGCGACCCAAGAGUGGUAAAGCGGCCUUUACUGGUUCUAACAGCAGACCUAUCAGCUUGCUGCCAGCUCUUAGCAAACUGUUGGAAAAAAUGGUGUUUGACCAAAUACAAUGCUAUUUCUCUGUAAACAAAUGAACAACAGACUUUCAGCAUGUUUAUAGAGAAGGGCACUCAACAUGUACUGCACUGACACAAAUGACUGAUGAUUGGUUGAAAGAAAUUGAUAAUAAGAAGAUUGUGGGAGUUGUACUGAAAGAAUUCAGUGCAGCCUUUGACCAUAACCUUUUAUUUUUUUUUCAUUUAUUUUUUUCGGGGGGAAUGGAUCAGCUUAAUAUUGCAGAUAGAUUGUAUCUUCUAUCAAUGUAAUUGUCUGCAUCACUUCCAAUCCCCCAUGUUUUUUAUAUUUUUUUUAUAUAUAUACUCCCCUUUAUUACUUUUCAACCCCACCAUCCUUUCCCUACUUGGAGUAAAUUAGUGAACAACAAUGCCCAGGCCUCUACUUCCGGUCUAUACUCACUAUCUACACCUUAUGGACAGAGUUCAUUUUACAAUAAUUCUAUUAUAUAUAUAUAUAUAUAUAUAUAUAUAUAUAUAUAUAUAUAUUUUUUUUGCUCCUGAACUUCUUCUACUCUCAACCUCUCCGAUCAUUUUCAUGGUGUCCAUCCGGUUUGCUUCUAUAUGCCAUAUCUUUCUAACUGUGCUCCUUCCCAAAAGCUCCCAACAUACAACCUAUAUACUUAUUAUGGACACAGUAUGCUUACAUUAUUAGCUAUCUUUGUUAUUAUUUGUUGUUAUUUGUUAUUAGUCCCAUCCUUCAACUCUAUUCAAUACCUCCCAUCUAUCUCCUAACACCAUCCAUAUAGGAUUUCUAUUUGCCAUAUAUAUUUCAACCGUACUGUGAUGUUUUACAAAAAUUCUGAACCUUUCUAUUCUCAUUGCUUCUACAGAUUGUGAAUUAAAAAUAAACAUUUUUGCUAAAAGUAUUAUUAUAUUAUUGAUUGAUUGACUAUGACUUUUCAGAUCACCCAGUAAUGCUAUCUGCAAUGUUAGUUCCAGGUAAAUAUUGCAAUCCUUUAGCCAUUCCUGGACCUGUGUCCAAAAACAAGCUACAAAUGGACAGAACCAAAACAAAUGAUCUAAUGAUUCUGUCUCUUCACAGCAAAACCUGCAGAGCUGGGAAGAUUGUAUCUCCCAUAUAAAUAACAUUCUAUUGGUAGCAAGAAUUUUAUAUAAUAAUUUAAAUUGAAAGAUUCUAAUUUUUGAAUCCGGUGUCGUAUUGACCAUAACCUGUUGUUGAGAACUUAUGUGUUAUGGCUUUUCAACAUUUGCCAUUUUUAUUUUAUUUAUUUUUAUUUAACCUUUAUUUAACCAGGUAGAAGCCAGUUACCUUUAUUUAACCAGGUAAGCCAGUUGAGAACAAGUUCUCAUUUACAACUGCAACCUGGCCAAGAUAAAGCAAAGCAGUGCGAUAAAAACAACAACAACACAGAGUUACAUAUGGAAUAAACAAAACAUACAGUCAUUAACACAAUAGAAAAUCUAUAUACAGUGUGUGCAAAUGUAGUAAGUUAUGGAGGUAAGGCAAUAAAUAGGCCAUAGUGCAAAAUAAUUACAAUUUAGUAUUAACACUGGAGUGAUAAAUGUGCAGAAGAUGAUGUGCAAAUAGAGAUACUGGGGUGCAAAUGAGCAAAAUAAAUAACAAUGUAAAUAACAAUAUGGGGAUGAGGUAGUUGGGUGGGCUAAUUACAGAUGGGCUGUGUACAGGUGCAGUGAUCGGUAAGCUACACCUAGGUAUUUGUAGUUGUCCACAUAUUCUAAGUGAGACCCGCUGAGAGUAGUGAUUCUAGUCGGGCGGGCGGGUGCAAGCAGCGUUCGAUUGAAGAGCAUGCAUUUAGUUUUACUAGCAUUUAAGAGCAGUUGGAGGCCACGGAAGGAGUGUUGUAUGGCAUUGAAGCUCGUUUGGAGGUUUGUUAACACAGUGUCCAAUGAAGAGCCAGAUGUAAACAAAAUGGUGUCAUCCGCGUAGAGGUGGAUCUGAGAUUUACCAGCAGCAAGAGCGACAUCAUUGAUAUACACAGAGAAUAGAGUCGGCCCGAGAAUUGAACCCUGUGGCACACCCAUAGAGACUGCCAGAGGUCCAGACAACAGGCCCUCCGAUUUGACACAUUGAACUCUAUCUGAGAAGUAGUUGGUGAACCAGGCGAGGCAGUCAUUUGAGAAACCAAGGCUAUUUAGUCUGCCAAUAAGAAUGCGGUGAUUGACAGAGUCAAAAGCUUUGGCCAGGUCAAUGAAGACGGCUGCACAGUACUGUCUUUUAUCGAUCGCGGUUAUUACAGUGAGGGAAAAAAGUAUUUGAUCCCCUGCUGAUUUUGUACGUUUGCCCACUGACAAAGACAUGAUCAGUCUAUAAUUUUAAUGGUAGGUUUAUUUGAACAGUGAGAGACAGAAUAACAAAAAAAAAUUCCAGAACAAAACGCAUGUCAAAAAUGUUAUAAAUUGAUUUGCAUUUUAAUGAGGGAAAUAAGUAUUUGACCCCUCUGCAAAGCAUGACUUAGUACUUGGUGGCAAAGCCCUUGUUGGCAAUCACAGAGGUCAGACGUUUCUUGUAGUUGGCCAUCAGGUUUGCACACAUCUCAGGAGGGAUUUUGUCCCACUCCUCUUUGCAGAUCUUCUCCAAGUCAUUAAGGUUUUGAGGCUGACGUUUGGCAACUCGAACCUUCAGCUCCCUCCACAGAUUUUCUAUGGGAUUAAGGUCUGGAGACUGGCUAGGCCACUCCAGGAUCUUAAUGUGCUUCUUCUUGAGCCACUCCUUUGUUGCCUUGGCCGUGUGUUUUGGGUCAUUGUCAUGCUGGAAUACCCAUCCACGACCCAUUUUCAAUGCCCUGGCUGAGGGAAGGAGGUUCUCACCCAAUAUUUGAUGGUACAUGGCCCUGUCCAUUGUCCCUUUGAUGCGGUGAAGUUGUCCUGUCCCCUUAGCAGAAAAACACCCCCAAAGCAUAAUGUUUCCACUUCCAUGUUUGACGGUGGGGAUGGUGUUCUUGGGGUCAUAGGCAGAAUUCCUCCUCCUCCAAACACGGUGAGUUGAGUUGAUGCCAAAGAGCUUGAUUUUGGUCUCAUCUGACCACAACACUUUCACCCAGUUCUCCUCUGAAUCAUUCAGAUGUUCAUUGGCAAACUUCAGACGGGCCUGUAUAUGUGCUUUCUUGAGCAGGGGGACCUUGCGGGCGCUGCAGGAUUUCAGUCCUUCAUGGCGUAGUGUGUUACCAAUUGUUUUCUUGGUGACUAUGGUCCCAGCUGCCUUGAGAUCAUUUACAAGAUCCUCCAGUGUAGUUCUGGUCACUCCCUUUAAGAGUGUGCUCCUAAUCUCAGCUCGUUACCUGUAUAAAAGACACCUGGGAGCCAGAAAUCUUUCUGAUUGAGAGGGGGUCAAAUACUUAUUUCCCUCAUUAAAUGCAAAUCAAUUUAUAACAUUUUUGACAUGCGUUUUUCUAGAUUUUGUUGUUGUUAUUCUGUCUCUCACUGUUCAAAUAAACCUACCAUUAAAAUUAUAGACUGAUCCUUUCUUUGUCAGUGGGCAAACAUACAAAAUCAGCAGGGGAUCAAAUACUUUUUUCCCUCACUGUAUAUCGUUUAGGACCUUGAGCUUGGCUGAGGUGCACCCAUGACCAGCUCGGAAACCAGAUUUCAUAGCGGAGAAGGUACGGUGAGAUUCGAAAUGGUCGGUGAUCUGUUUGUUAACUUGGCUUUCAAAUACUUUCGAAAGGAAGGGCAGGAUGGAUAUAGGUCUGUAAAAGUUUGGAUCUAGAGUGUCACCCCCUUUGAAGAGGGGGGUGACCGCUGCAGCUUUCCAAUCUCUGGGGAUCUCAGACGAUACGAAAGAGAGGUUGAACAGGCUAGUAAUAGGGGUUGCGACAAUUUCGGCGGCUAAUUUUAGAAUGAAAGGGUCCAGAUUGUCUAGCCCAGCUGAUUUGUAGGGGUCCAGAUUUAGUAGCUCUUUCAGGACAUCAGCUAUCUGAAUUUGGAUGAAGGAGAAGCGGGGGGGACAUGGGCAAGUUGCAGCGGAGGGUGCAGAGCUGGUGGCCGGGGUAGGGGUAGCCAGGUGGAAAGCAUAGCCAGCCGUAGCAAAAUGCUUAUGAAAUUCUCGAUUAUCGUAGAUUUAUCGGUGGUGACAGUGUUUCCUAGCCUCAGUGCAGUGGGUAGCUGGGAGGAGGUGUUCUUAUUCUCCAUGGACUUUACAGUGUCCCAAAACGUUUUGGAGUUAGUGCUACAGGAUGCACAUUUCUGUUUGAAAAAGCUAGCCUUUGCUUUCCUAACUGAUUGUGUAUAUUGGUUCCUGACUUCCCUGAAAAGUUGCAUAUCGUGGGGGCUAUUCGAUGCUAAUGCAGUAUGCCACUGGAUGUUUUUGUGCUGGUCAAGGGCAGUCAAGUCUGGGGUGAACCAGGGGCUAUAUCUGUUCUUAGUUCUGAUUUUUUUGAAUGGGGCAUGCUUAUUUAAGAUGGAGAGGAAAGCACUUUUGAAGAACAUCCAGGCAUCCUCUACUGACGGAAUGAGGUCAAUAUCCAUCCAGGAUACCCGGGCCAGGUCAAUUAGAAAGGCCUGCUCGCUGAAGUGUUUUAGGGAGUGUUUGACAGUGAUGAGGGGUGGUUGUUUGACCGCUGACCCAUUACGGACGCAGGCAAUGAUGCAGUGAUCGCUGAGAUCCUGGUUGAAGACAGCGAAGGUGUAUUUAGAGGGUAAAUUAGUCAGGAUGAUAUCUAUGAGGACGCCCAUGUUUACGGAUUUAGGGUUGUAUCUGGUAGGUUCCUUGAUAAUUUGUGUGAGAUUUUGGCCAUAUAUCAUUGAUUCAGAGCUAUCUAUCUAAUAGAACUCAGAGGGUUUUCUUUAAUAAUAAUAUGCCAUUUAGCAGACGCUUUUAUCCAAAACGACUUACAGUCAUGUGUGCAUAAAUUUUUACGUAUGGGUGGUCCCGGGGAUCAAACCCACUACCCUGGCGUUACAAGCGCCAUGCUCUACCAAUUGAGCUAUUGAGCUACAGAGGAAAGGAAGCUUCUCAAACAUGUAAAGUGUUUGUACCGCAGGGCAGCUCUCUAGGCCCUCUACUCUUUUCUAUUUUUACCAAUGACCUGCCACUGGCAUUAAACAAAGCAUGUGUGUCCAUGUAUGCUGAUGAUUCAACCAUAUACACAUCAGCAACCACAGCUAAUGAAGUCACUGAAACCCUUAACAAAGAGUUGCAGUCUGUUUUGGAAUGGGUGGCCAGUAAUAAACUGGUCCUGAACAAAUGUAAAACUAAGAGCAUUGUAUUUUGUAAAAAUCAUUCCCAAAUUUCUAGACCUCAGCUGGAUCCGGUAGUGCAUGGUGUGGCUGUUGAACAAGUUGAGGAGACGAAAUUACUUGGUGUUACCUUAGAUUGUAAACUGUCAUGGUCAAAACAUAUAGAUUCAAUGGUUGUAAAGAUGGGGAGAGGUCUGUCCGUAAUAAAGAGAUGCUCUGAUUUUUGAACACCACACUCCACAAAGCAAGUCCUGCAGGCUGUAGUUUUAUCUUAUCUUGAUUAUUGUCCAGUCAUAUGGUCAAGUGCUGCAAAAAAGACCUAGUUAAGAUGCAGUUGGCCCAGAACAGAGCUGCAUGUCUUGCUCUUCAUUGUAAUCAGACAUGCCACCAGGGGUAUCGAGAACAAAUUCAAGGACACGUUCAGUAUUAUACAGAGCCAUGAGUGCAUGGAACUCCCUUCCAUCUCAUAUAGCGCAAGUGAACAGCAAACCUGGUUUCAAAAAACAAAUAAAGCAACACCUCACGACAUGUACAGUAUGUGUAACUGAUAGAUGCACACACACACACUGCAUGUUAAUGUUUUUAAAUGUAUAUCAAUUGUGAAGUAUUUUGUCUGUAAUGUCUUGUUCGUUAUGUGUCGGACCCCAGUAAGACUAGUUGUCGCCAUUGGCAUCGGCUAAUGGGGAUCCUAAUAAAUUAAAUCCAAUCAAAUCUUCAGCAGCCUGUUCAGUCGUCCUCAGGGACGAAAUAGUACUUUGAGGAAUGUCUCAAUCUUUCUCUCCUCUUUCUAUCUCGCUCUCUCUCUUCUCAGGAUGAAAGUUCGGUGAGCAGUGAGGACAUGGAUAUGGCUGAGCCCACGUGGGUCUCUGCUGAGCGUCCCCCUGUACCUGAGCUCAGUCCCCCCAAUGGAGGGAUGGUACACGGCCCACAAGCCGCAUUGAAAGAGGAGGACGGUAAGACAAUGGCCUUUUCGUGUGUGUUUGUGUUUGUGUGUGUGUGUGUGUGUUUGUUCAUACUGUAUGUUUGUUUGUUUACAGUAUGUCCCUGUUUUCAUUGGUUUUCAGUGGGAUUUGGGAUGUACUGCAGGUGUGGGAGGGCCAUAUACUAGUUGUAUAGGAUAGGGAGCAGCUUGUGCUUCGAUUAAUGUACUAAUCCCACCAAAUCCCUCAUUAUGUGUGAUGUUUCACUACCCCACCCCAACCUCAAUCAUCCCUAAUGGCUGAGGGACCUCCAGCCACCCCCACCUCCAUCCAUGACUAACUCAUGAUGGGAAAGUGGACAUCCACUAAGAAACUACAGAUAUUAAGAACUCUAGACAACCAGACACUCUGAUUACCAGUUUGUAUUGAAUAGUGGAUUCAAAGAAAAAGUCACAUAUUUUGCACUGGCUAGAUUCUAAGUAGUCAACACAAUAGAAAAAAGCAAUUUGAGCCUCACAACACACCAAGUCAUCUUACUUAUAUGAAAGUUAGCAAAAACCUCUAUAGGUAGGAUUCGGCAAUUCACAUUUUCAAAUGGGGACCGGGAAGAGGAACAUUUUAUGGAUGAUAAUAUCUGGAUUUAUUGAGAUUAAUUCAUUUACUAUAUCAUGGCUCACUGGAAAAAGGGGUAGUGGUGUUCCCAAAUCAGCGGAUUUAAAUAAAUAACCCCCCAAAUCACAAUUGAUCUUUCUCUCUCUCUCUCUCUCUCUGACUCUCUCUCUCUCUCUCUCUCACUCUCUCUCUCUCUCUCUCCCUCUCUCGCUCUCUCUCUCUCUUUCUCAUUCAGAUGACGACUCUGAGAGUGGCAGUGCCAACGGGCUGCCAGCCCUGACCCCCCCGGAGGCGAUGGUUGUGGGCAGUGUUCCUCCAGAUGGUGUGGCUCCAUACAGGGAGGUGACUGAGAACGGGGUGAGCGCUCCCCUGAACUUCAGCACCACCACCUCAUCCUCUUCCUCCUCAGAGGACCAGCAACCAGUCAAUCUGACUGACAGACUGCUGCCUGUGGGGAGCCCUGUUGGGACGCCCUACCCAGCUGACCCUACGAAGAAGUCCCCCGGGAAAUCAGACUACGGCAACAAGGUAAGGACAGAAAAUACAUUUGAAUAGGGCCUUGUGGUGAUCGCCACACCAGAUGUUUUAUUACAACUUGAAUGCUGUUUUGAGUCCUCAUCUGUAGCAAUAGUAACAGUGUUUGUUUCUGUGUGGGUGUUUACAGUCUCCUCAGUACAGCUCCGGAAGCUAUGACUCGGUGAAGACAGAACUGAACAUGAGUGCUGAGGACCUGACCUCUGGGCGUGCUCAGAUCAUCGAUGAUGAUGAUGACGAUCAUGACGACCACGAUGACAGUGACAAGAUCACUGACGCUGAGGGGAUGGACCCAGAGAGGCUGAAAGCAUUUAAUGUAAGAGUCUCAUCGCAGCUGUCACUAGUAAAUAUAAACUUCAAGGGGUGAAUUAAUUAGAAAUUGGCCUUUAUGCAACACAAUUGGUCUUUCUGCAACCCAAAUAUCAACAAAGAAGUCAAGUUAGCACUUUUUCAAAAGAAUAUAAAUGUUAGAGGGAAAAUGUAAAAUGGCACUCCUCAACCUUAAGACCAUUAUCCUGUUAUUGUUCAUUGUGAAUGUAUUUUUGCAUUCACUAUAUCUUCUCUACUCUCAUCUCUCCCCCCUCUUUAUUUAACCACUCUCCCUUUCUUUGCACCCUCUUUCCUGCUCUACCUCCAUUUUUUCUCCCCCACUUCUGCUUUUGCUCUUUUUGUCUGUACACAUCCCCCUCUUGCUUCCCCCUUCUCUACACCCCCUCCUCCUCUCCCCUCUACACCUCCCAUCGUCCAAACCUAUCUUCCCCCUCUCCUCCCUUCUACACCCCAUCCUCCUCUCUCUCCUCCCUUCCCCCCCUAUAUCUCUACCCUCUCAGAUGUUUGUUCGUCUGUUUGUGGAUGAGAAUCUGGACCGCAUGGUGCCCAUCUCCAAGCAGCCCAAGGAGAAGAUCCAGGCCAUCAUCGAGUCAUGCAGCCGACAGUUCCCUGAGUUCCAGGAGCGCUCCCGCAAGCGCAUCCGCACCUACCUCAAGUCCUGCCGCCGUAUGAAGAAGGUUGGUUUUGAGGUAGGCACUGUUCCCCUCAGUAUCCUCCCCAUAGUCCCUAGCCCAUCUCCCCCUAUUUAGUAGAUGGUAGUCUUGUGAUCUUAUGAAGUGGGGUUGAUUGUGGAGUGGGUAACAGGUGCGCUAUGUCGCUUUAUUAGUUGGGCGCUCUGCCAUAUAUGACAAUGACUUCAAGUGAAAUCCCAAGUUCAAGAACAUUGGAAAACAGUGGUACACGGACAUGCCCAGACCGUCACUUCUAGCUCAGAAGCCCCAAAAGGACAGCACGCCAUGGCUGUGCUUUGUAACAGACUUCAAUGAUUGUUUAAAAAAAUCUAUCCUGAAAUAUUGGCCUAUUCUACAAACAGAGCCGAUGCUCCAGCCUCUAGUGGUAUGUUCUCAUACAGACGCCCACGUACGAUCAGGGAUACGCUGGUUCAUUCUUUCCAAAAGCCUGACCGUUCAAACUGGGAACUAUAAGUGUGGAAGAUGUGCUCAAUGUAACAACACGGCAAACUGUAAAUACUACACACACCCUCUUACUGGCUGAAAGUUCUACCAGAGACAGUUCAUCAACUGUAACUCUAAGAUGCUCUUGAUGCUCUGAUGAAGACAUAACUGUCUUUUUUAUAACCAUUUUGGAGUGCCGCCGUUUCCCAGUGUUCUUAAACUUGGAAUUUCAUUUGAAGGGGGUUGAUUGUUUGUAGAGACUGGGAUGGCCAGGAUUUGUAGAAAGCUAUCACUUUGUAUCCGCCAAAGUACAAUUUCAGAACCACGUUUCAUGAACAUGCAUAAAUAUUCACUAAAUUCACUCACACAUGAAUGUUAUACUGCACAUCCUUAACACUGUUGUCUGUGCUGUCAGACGCGGCCCACACCCCCACACCUCACCUCUGCCAUGGCUGAGAACAUUCUCGCUGCUGCUUGUGAAAGUGAGACACGCAACGCUGCCAAGAGGAUGCGACUAGAUGUCUAUCAAGGCCCUGUGAGUGUACAUGUAUUUGUGUGUUCACAGCAUUUGUGUAUUUGUUAAUUAAUUAUAUUUUGAAGUGUGUUCAUUUGUGUGUUUGUUCAUCCAUUACAGUAGAUAAAGUGCAUGUUCUUCUGUCGGUAACAUCAUUAGCAGUAUGUACAUACAGUAUGUAGCUACAGUAGAUUCAAAUACUGUAUAUCUUGCUAACACUUUACAUGUUCUUAUUACUAUGUUAUUUUUCCUGUAAGUACAGUGUAAUAACUAUUGUAGCUACUCCUGUAGGAGGAACCUGCAGCUGUUGAUAAGAACGCCUCCAGGGACCUGGCCUCAGUUGCCCCCUCAGGGUUCUCCCUGGCUGUCUCAGCCUACUCCCAGUCUCAGGACCCAGUGUACACCAACGGCACCAACGGGGGCCUCAACUACAGCUUCCGCAGUUACGGAGCAAUGAGCAACAACCUGCCGACCACUGCUGCCACCACUACACAGACCAAUGGUAAUUAGCUUCUACCCAAUUCCUAGAUUCUUAGACUGAGAUUCAAUGGGAAUGUGUUUUUGUACUGUAUGUACCUGUAUCUAUAUUAGUGUGAUUAAUGAUUGCCUAUAUUGCAUAUCAAUAAUGUUACAUGUUCUAUAGGCCUUCUGUAUAUAAAUAAUCGGUAACACUUUAUUUGGAUAGCCUGUAGAGCAUCUACAGAUGGACUAUCUACAGAAUAUCAGUCAUUUUUGAACUAACUAUCUACUAACCCUAGCUCUAACCUUAACCCUUACCCUAACCCUAGCCCUAACCUUAACCCUUACCCUAACCCUAGCCCUAACCUUAAACCUUACCCUAACCCUAGCCCUAACCUUAACCCUUACCCUAACCCUAGCCCUAACCUUAACCCUUACCCUAACCCUAGCUCUAACCUUAACCCUUACCCUAACCCUAGCUCUAACCUUAACCCUUACCCUAACCCUAGCUCUAACUUUAACCCUUACCCUAAUCCUAGCCCUAACCUUAACCCUUACCCUAACCCUAGCUCUAACCUUAACCCUUACCCUAACCCUAGCCCUAACCUUAACCCUUACCCUAACCCUAGCCCUAACCUUAACCCUUACCCUAACCCUAGCCCUAACCUUAACCCUUACCCUAACCCUAGCCCUAACCUUAACCCUUACCCUAACCCUAGCUCUAACCUUAACCCUUACCCUAACCCUAGCUCUAACCUUAACCCUUACCCUAACCCUUAUUCUAAACCGUACCCUAACCCUAACCUUAGGAAGCAGUUGCUUAGCAACAGAUGGUCACUUGCUUGUCAACAGAUAGUCAGUUGCUUAUCAACAGAUAGUUUGUUGAAAGUAUGAUAAUCUGUAGAGCAUCUACAGAUGGACUAUCCAAAUAAAGUGUGACCCAAUAAUCUUGUGCUUUCUUUACUGUAUGGGGUUAUCACACUUAAAGUACACUAUCAUUUCUCUCUCCAGGUCCCACUGAUCUCAGUAUGAAGUCUGUGGCUCCCACCUCCUCCUCUUCCUCCAGUUCUAACAGUCACAGUGGUCAGGGUGGAGGCGGGGGAGGUGCCUCGGCUCAGCUCAGCCCCCCUGAGGUCACAGCGGUGAGGCAGCUCAUCGCCGGGUACCGAGAGUCUGCCGCCUUCCUGCUCCGUUCUGCAGACGAGCUGGAGAACCUGAUCCUGCAGCAGAACUGA